This is a messenger RNA of Telopea speciosissima, 2455 nucleotides long. Its product is annotated as ABC transporter A family member 7-like. The coding region runs from base 179 to 2350 and encodes 723 amino acids. Gene Ontology annotation, biological process: lipid transport; transmembrane transport. Lineage: Eukaryota; Viridiplantae; Streptophyta; Magnoliopsida; Proteales; Proteaceae. Gene Ontology annotation, cellular component: membrane; intracellular membrane-bounded organelle. The transcript is spliced from 14 exons. The record is from RefSeq and is a predicted model, not a curated record. Gene Ontology annotation, molecular function: ATP hydrolysis activity; ATP binding; ABC-type transporter activity.
GGUUUUGAACUGGCCUUCUUCCAGGACACACCUUUGCUGACAGUUCAAGCAAAUUGCUUUCCCAGAAGAAACUCGUUACUUCCAACUGGUGAAUUUGGCAGAAUGCGUGUCCCUCAAGGUACUAAACUCUGUUUAAAUUCCAGAUAUCAAUAAAAAUCCUUCUCAGUAAGACUGCACGAUGUGUUCUAAUGCUUUUUCCCCCGGGUUUGGUCCAGAAUUAGUAUGCUUGCAAGUUCAACCUUUAUGGCGAGACAAUUCUUCCAUUAUUACUACUGAGCUAGUAGAUAUCCUUCGGGGUAAAUCUGAAAAUAAGACGAGAAAUGCGAUUCUAGGAGUAUAUGAUUUCCUGAACACAAACAAUCGUAAAUUCAAUGCAACAGUCUGGUACAAUCAAACUGCCACAGAAUCCGAUUUUGAUCAGGGUAGCACGACACGUAUUCAGAAGGCUUUGAAUCUGGCCUCAAAUUCCUACCUCCAAUUCUUCAGAGGUGCCCGUGCGAAGGUGAUUCUCGAGUUUAUUGCAGAGAUGCCUAAACCUCUAUCAGUUACACCGAACUUUGAUAUUUCUUCUCUUGCUGGACCACUGUUCUAUUCAUGGAUCUUUCAGUUACUUUUUCCGGUUAUUUUGAAUAGCCUAGUUUAUGAAAAACAGCAUAAACUAAGGAUCAUGAUGAAGAUGCAUGGACUCAGGGAUGGUUCUUACUGGUUAAUUACGUAUUCCUACUUUCUCUUUAUAUCGUCUGCCUACAUGACAUGUUUUAUACUGUUUGGCACAGUUGUAGGCUUAAAAUCCUUCACAAUGAACAGCUACAGCAUCCAGUUUAGCUUCUUCCUCGUCUUUAUGAACCUACAGAUUGCACUUGCUUUUCUUGUAGCCACAUUUUUUUCGGAUGUGAAGACUUCUUCAGUGAUUGGAUUUUUGUACGUGUUUUCCUCUUCACUUCUAGGAUUCUUUCUUUUUGUGAAUUUGCUCAAAUCAUCUAAGUCAGAAUUCCGCAUUCUAAUUUUGGAGAUGUUUCCUGCUUUUGCUUUAUUCCGUGGGCUACAUGAGUUUGGACAAUAUUCCUUUGAUGCUCAAUUAUCUGGAGGCAUCGGAAUGGGUUGGAAGGAUUUGGGUGAGAGCGGAUUGGAAUCGACGCUAUUUCUCAUGAUCAUUGAAUGGAUGGUACUGCUUUUGUUAGCAUAUUACUUGGAUCAAGUUUUCUCAGUUGGUGGUGGAGUCAAGAAACACCCCUUAUGGUUCCUGAAUUGCAAAUUUAAUACCUGUUCAUGCACUCCUCUAAAUGACCCACAUAGAAAAGGAUUUGAUGUGCUUGCCAAUGUUGAAAAGGCUGAUGUCUAUCGUGAGAAGGAAUUAGUUGAUAAACUAAUGGAGGAGCCCUCUAACUCUGAGGGCUACCCCAUGAUUGUGGACAAACUCCACAAGGUAUAUCCUAGCAAGGAUGGGAACCCAGAGAAAUAUGCAGUACGAGAAAUAUCUCUUGCUUUGCCUGAAGGAGAAUGCUUGGGUAUGCUAGGUCCAAAUGGUGCAGGAAAAACUACUUUCAUCAGUAUGAUGAUUGGUCUUACAACUCCCUCUGCUGGUACUGCAUUAGUUAAUGGGUUUGAUUUAAGGAAUGAAAUGGAUAAAGUGUACAGUAGCAUGGGUGUCUGUCCACAGCAUGACUUGCUCUGGGAAAUGUUAACUGCAAGAGAGCACCUAAUGUUUUAUGGUCGACUAAAGAACCUCAAAGGCAUUGAAUUAGAACAUGCUGUGGAAGAAUCAUUAAAGAGUGUGAAUUUAUUUAGCAUUGCUGAUAAACAAGCAGGAAAAUUUAGUGGCGGCAUGAAAAGGAGGCUUAGUGUUGCCAUCUCAGCGCUUGGAAAUCCUAAGGUUAUCUUUCUGGAUGAGCCUAGCACAGGACUAGAUCCAGCUUCUAGAGACUUCUUAUGGAAAGCAAUAAAAAACGCAAAACAAGGGAAAGCAAUGAUUCUCACAACACAUUCAAUGGAAGAGGCAGAGGCUCUAUGCAACCGGAUAGGAAUAUUUGUAGAUGGAAGACUGCAGUGCAUCGGUAGCCCGACUGAGCUAAAAGCUAGAUAUGGAGGGAUCUAUGUCUUAACGAUCACAACCUCUUCUGAUCAUGAAGAAGAAAUAAAGGAAUUGGCACACAGGCUCUCUCCGAAAGCAAAAAAGGUAUAUCAUUUAUCAGGCACGCUGAAGUUUGAAUUACCAAAGCAAGAUGUCACAAUUGCACAAGUUUUCAGAGCAAUUGAGAAUGCAAAGAAGAAGUUCACUGUACAAGCAUGGGGUUUAACCGAUACCACCUUGGAAGAUGUUUUCAUCAAAGUUGCCAAAGGGGCACAGUAAUCAGUAGGUUUGAUUUCUUAUUAAUAAUUGUUGUUUCAAUGUCUCAUUAUUUCAAGAUACAGAAUCCAGUGUUGUGUACAUAGAUCAGAAAGAAGGGCCAGAAAA